Messenger RNA from Onychostoma macrolepis, 1018 nucleotides. Its product is annotated as transcriptional and immune response regulator-like. Gene Ontology annotation, biological process: endothelial cell activation involved in immune response; negative regulation of Notch signaling pathway. Bases 215 to 658 code for a protein of 147 amino acids. The transcript has a single exon. Gene Ontology annotation, cellular component: nucleus; cytosol. NCBI's taxonomy places the organism in Eukaryota, Metazoa, Chordata, Actinopteri, Cypriniformes, Cyprinidae. Gene Ontology annotation, molecular function: Notch binding. The record is from RefSeq and is a predicted model, not a curated record.
UGGAGCGUUAGAGUAAUAAGGCAGUUUCUUGUAGAAAGUCUGUUAAACAAACGCUGAACUAAAGAGAACCGAAAGAUUUCAUUGUUUGAGGUCGCUUACAGUGAGCUAGUUACUCAUUAACGAAUUCGUUAGUUCAUCUCUGAGUCAGAACGGUGUCCCUCAGCGCGUCCUGCUGAGCGCAGCGGGUAAAGUUGGGCGUUCACUUACCGUCCGCAUGACAUCAUCUCGAAAGGGAAUUCUCGCACUCGGCCAGUCCCCUAUAAAACCGGCUGUUAUCUCCAAUGCUGGAGUCACUGAGAGCACAGCUGCUGCUAUCAAACACGGGACGUCUCGUAAACGGUCUGUUUCUACCGCCAUGUCUUCAUACGCGUCUUCAGACUCUCGCCGCGUCAGUCCCGCCGUGAGCAGCGUCAAGUUUGACACGGCGCACCGCAAGAAAGCGUCGCCAAACAUCUUCGAGAACGUCAACCAAGACGUCCUGGUGAAACUCUUCGAGAAAGCAGGAGACCUGAAGGCGGUGGAGAGAGCCAGGAGCAUUCUCGCGCUGCACCAGGAUCCUGAGGGCAUCUCCAAAGCGCUCAUGGCUCUUCAGCAGGACAAGAAGGACAAAUUGAUGCUCAUUACCGGACUGACGCGCCAGUCGCUGAAGUUUCGUUGAGGGAAGUUUUCGUUGGGAAGCUGUGCAGAUGUCUGCACAGAGAAAGAAGCCGUGAUCACAUAUGCUGGAGCCUGGUGUUCCUCAAGGCUUUGUGCUGAACUUGUGGUCGGUGUCCUUACAGAGUCAUGCUGGCGUGCUGUGAAGAUACAGAGAGAGGAGAAUGAACUGAUCCGAAGCGAGAAAGUUGAGCUUAAAGACACCUGAGCAUUGAUGCUUCUUGACAUCAAGGAGAGCAUUUGAAAUAUGGACUGAUGCCACGGGUGAAAUUUGCAUAAAUUAUGAAGAGGUUUCCUAUCAGCCGUGUCAUAUUGCCAUGUUACAGUCUGCUUGAAAAAAUUAAAUAAAAUUGUUUUGAUAAUG